ACAGUAUUUCCAGAAAUUCGGCACCGGUUUUGCAUUUGGCAUAUCUUGGACAAAGUUCCGGAGAAGUUGGGUAAAUGGGCUUGUAGAACGGAAUUUAUGAAUCCUUUCAAAGAAAAUAUUUGGGACUCCGAGACUGCUAGCUCUUUUGAAGAGAAUUGGGUUUCAAUUCUUAAGAAAAAUGGAUUGGAAACGCAUGAUUGGCUAAAUGAUAUCUAUAAAAUUCGUGAAAAAUGGGCUCCGGUUUAUCAUAAACAACACUUUUGGGCCGGUAUGUCUAGUAGUCAAAGAAGUGAAGGGAUGAAUGCAUUGCUAAAAAUGCAUGUAUCAAGGAAAAAUUCACUUCAUGAUUUCGUGAUCAUCUUUCAAAGGGUCUUGGCGAGACAAAGAGAGGGGGAGCUUAAAGAAGAUCAUUGCACAGUGGAGAAAAAGCCAAAAUUGAAGACUAUGUGGUCAAUGGAAAAACAAAUGGCUCAAAUCUACACGAAAAAAAUCUUUUAUAUUUUUCAAGACGAGCUUCAACCUAGCUUAAUGUAUAACAUUGAGCUGGUAAAAGAAAAUGAAAGAGAAAGUACUUUCAAUUUGAAUUUUUGUGGUCAGGAUGAAAGAUUGAGACAUAUUAUAUAUUGCAAAACAACUAAAAUGGUCCGUUGUUCGUGUCUCAUGUUUGAAUUCAAGGGCAUUCCAUGCCGACAUAUCUUGGCAUAUCUUAAACUUACCAAUCAUAGUGAGUUACCGGAAUAAUAUAUUCUAAGAAGAUGGUGCCGAAAUGUCAAAAAAAGGGUUGUUCUUAGAGAUGGUAAUAUUAUUGGAGAUAAUGCCACAAUUAAUUUUGCUUCUCGUUUUAGUGAACUAAAUUGCUUAGCUAAUGAAAUGGUCGAAGAGGGGCUAUCUUCUAAUGAUGCAUAUGAAUUAAUGCGUGAAAUGAUGAUGGAUGCUAUUAAUAAGGUGCAACGUUUGAAACUCAACAAUGAUGAAGAAAUUGGACAAGAUGUGGAAGGACAUUAUAUGAAUGCAGAGUGUUCUCAAGAUAUAGUCCAUGAACCAAGUCAAGCAAGAACAAAAGGAAGGCCUAAAGGGAAGAGGUUAAAGCCCUCGAGAGAGAUCCGCAAAUUCAAACCUAGGAAAUGCAAAUUGUGUGGAAAGCGAGGACAAAAUCAUGAUAGCAGAAAUUGCCCUCUAAAGUUGUCAAGUGAUUCAAUGGAACAAGAUAAUAUUGAUGAAGCCACUGAUGAUUUAGAAGAUUCCUUUGAGGAAGAUGAAGUUCUCACUAUUGCGUGAAGUUUGAUCAAGUUUGGCAGAAAGAAGAUUGGCGGAAAGAAGUUUGAUCAAGUUCUCACUUAGUUUGCGUGAAGCUUUGAGAACUUUGAGCCUGAUACUAAGCUUUGAGAACUUUGAUGGUCAUAUUUUGUUUGGAUUUCAUGGUCAUAUUUUGUUUGGAGCCAAGUUCAUACUUUGUUCUUUUUUUUGUAUUUCUGUUAAUUCUGUGAAUUUGGACUGAAUAUGCCUGCACUGGACAUUCAAAGGUUGAUCAGCAACUUUUAUAGCUACUUGCAUU
Molecule: messenger RNA, 1555 nt
Organism: Asparagus officinalis (garden asparagus)
Lineage: Eukaryota; Viridiplantae; Streptophyta; Magnoliopsida; Asparagales; Asparagaceae
Exons: 3
Coding region: 871-1278 (135 amino acids)
Source: RefSeq, a predicted model, not a curated record